CUUCCUCAUCUCUCUCACUCUCUCACACACCCACACACAAAAGAUGUCUAGUGUGAAAGAACUAGUAGAAAGAGGCUGCCUCACAUCCAUUCCAUCCAAGUUUGUUUUGGCGCAGAAUACCAAUGAUCUCAUGCUUUUAGGAGGAGGAGGAGAAGAAGAAAUCCCCGUUGUCGACUUUUCCCACUUUUCAGGAAGUGCAAAACAACAGGCCAAAGUCAUCCAAGACAUUGGCUAUGCAUGCCAACAAUGGGGAUUCUUUAUGCUAAUCAACCAUUGUAUGCCAGAGAAUCUGGUAGAUGAGAUGUUGAAAGUUGGUCAAACUUUUUUUGAACUAUCAGAGGACGAAAAGAUAGAGUACACUGGGAAACCACUGUUUGAUCCUGUAAGAGAAUUUUCACAAGAAUACUGCAAAAGAGCCCGUGACAUCGCCGGCGAAUUGCUCAAAGGGAUAUCAUCAAGCUUGGGAUUGGAAGAAAACUACAUAAAUAAAGAAAUGGAGGUUGAAUUUGGGUUACAGCUCCUGCUUAUGAAUCUCUACCCACCUUGUCCACAGCCAGAAGUGGCUAUGGGGAUGCCUCCUCACUCGGACCAUGGCCUAUUGACCCUACUAGUACAAAAUGAGGAAAAUGGCUUUCAAGUGCUACACAAUCAUAAAUGGGUUCCAAUUAAACCCCUAGCCAAUUCUAUUCUUGUCAACACUGGCGACCAUAUGGAGAUACUGACUAAUGGAAAAUACAAGAGUGUGUUACACAGAGCAAUGGUUAAUAACAGAGCAACCAGAAUAUCCAUAGGAACAGCAAUUGGACCACCACUUGAGAGAAUCGUACCCCCUGCCAAAGCCUUGGUGGAUACUGAAAUAAGUCCAGCAGCAUACCGUGGAAUCAAAUAUAGGGAGUACAUAGAGCUUCAACAAAGCAAUGAACUCAAUGGUAAAUCUUGCUUGGAUCGAAUCCGAGUUGACGUAAGUUAGUGAUGCUUUGUAUGUGUGUGUCACACACUUACAAAUGUCUAUCAUAAAAGAAAUUGUAACAUGGUGUUGUGACGAAUAUUUUGAAACUAUAGUUGACAUGUAAACAAAUGUGUCAGCUUUAUUUAGGUUUUUUUUUUUUUUUUUAACUUGCGUCUAGUAAUUCGUCGAGACUAAUGGUCUUGUAACCACAUAAUAAUUUCUCCUAUUAUAGGACUCGAAUCAAAUUGCUCACCUUUUCUCC
Messenger RNA from Cornus florida, 1211 nucleotides. Its product is annotated as 2-oxoglutarate-dependent dioxygenase 19-like. Bases 44 to 970 code for a protein of 308 amino acids. Lineage: Eukaryota; Viridiplantae; Streptophyta; Magnoliopsida; Cornales; Cornaceae. The record is from RefSeq and is a predicted model, not a curated record. The transcript has 4 exons.